Gorilla gorilla gorilla (western lowland gorilla) is the source of this 2034-nucleotide messenger RNA. It is a transcript of the gene ABHD12, whose product is annotated as abhydrolase domain containing 12, lysophospholipase. Gene Ontology annotation, biological process: phosphatidylserine catabolic process; monoacylglycerol catabolic process. Gene Ontology annotation, molecular function: phosphatidylcholine lysophospholipase A1 activity; monoacylglycerol lipase activity. NCBI's taxonomy places the organism in Eukaryota, Metazoa, Chordata, Mammalia, Primates, Hominidae. The coding region runs from base 181 to 1404 and encodes 407 amino acids. Gene Ontology annotation, cellular component: endoplasmic reticulum membrane. The record is from RefSeq and is a predicted model, not a curated record. The transcript has 12 exons.
UUGGCCGGCCUGGCUGGCGGGCCCCCGCCGCUGGUUCGUAGCCGGCGCAGCGGCCUGGGCUGGGAUGUGAGGAGCAGCGGGUUCCGGGCUCCGGGCGGCAGCGGCUGUGAGCGGCGGCACUGCGGCGCAGGCGGCGGAGGCCAGCGGGCGCCGUCGGCGGCUGGCCCUGUCGGCCGCGGGAUGAGGAAGCGGACCGAGCCCGUCGCCUUGGAGCAUGAGCGCUGCGCCGCCGCGGGCUCGUCCUCCUCCGGCUCGGCCGCCGCGGCGCUGGACGCCGACUGCCGCCUGAAGCAGAACCUACGCCUGACGGGCCCGGCGGCGGCCGAGCCGCGCUGCGCAGCCGACGCGGGAAUGAAGCGGGCGCUGGGCAGGCGAAAGGGCGUGUGGUUGCGCCUGAGGAAGAUACUUUUCUGUGUUUUGGGGUUGUACAUUGCCAUUCCAUUUCUCAUCAAACUAUGUCCUGGAAUACAGGCCAAACUGAUUUUCUUGAAUUUCGUAAGAGUUCCCUAUUUCAUUGAUUUGAAAAAACCACAGGAUCAAGGUUUGAAUCACACGUGUAACUACUACCUGCAGCCAGAGGAAGACGUGACCAUUGGAGUCUGGCACACCGUCCCUGCAGUCUGGUGGAAGAACGCCCAAGGCAAAGACCAGAUGUGGUAUGAGGAUGCCUUGGCUUCCAGCCACCCUAUCAUUCUGUACCUGCAUGGGAACGCAGGUACCAGGUCUUCGUGUGUGAGAGAGGCAACCAGGAGCCAGCGCAGAGGCAGACCCAGCACGGAGACAGGGCUGCUGCGGGGCCAGGGCCGAGGUCCUGUGUGGCACCAGGGUUGGGGUGACUCAGUGGGAACGCCAUCUGAGCGGGGCAUGACCUAUGACGCACUCCACGUUUUUGACUGGAUCAAAGCAAGAAGUGGUGACAACCCCGUGUACAUCUGGGGCCACUCUCUGGGCACUGGCGUGGCGACAAAUCUGGUGCGGCGCCUCUGUGAGCGAGAGACGCCUCCAGAUGCCCUUAUAUUGGAAUCUCCAUUCACUAAUAUCCGCGAAGAAGCUAAGAGCCAUCCAUUUUCAGUGAUAUAUCGAUACUUCCCUGGGUUUGACUGGUUCUUCCUUGAUCCUAUUACAAGUAGUGGAAUUAAAUUUGCAAAUGAUGAAAAUGUGAAGCACAUCUCCUGUCCCCUGCUCAUCCUGCACGCUGAGGACGACCCGGUGGUGCCCUUCCAGCUUGGCAGAAAGCUCUAUAGCAUCGCCGCACCAGCUCGAAGCUUCCGAGACUUCAAAGUUCAGUUUGUGCCCUUUCAUUCAGACCUUGGCUACAGGCACAAAUACAUUUACAAGAGCCCUGAGCUGCCACGGAUACUGAGGGAAUUCCUGGGGAAGUCGGAGCCUGAGCACCAGCACUGAGCCUGGCCGUGGGAAGGAAGCAUGAAGACCUCUGCCCUCCUCCCGUUUUCCUCCAGUCAGCAGCCCAGUAUCCCGAAGCCCCGGGGGGCCAGCACCUGCAAUGCUCAGGAGCCCAGGUCGCACCUGGAGAGCACCUCAGAUCCCAGGUGGGGAGGCCCCUGCAGGCCUGCAGUGCCCGGAGGCCUGAGCAUGGCUGUGUGGAAAGCGUGGGUGGCAGGCAUGUGGCUCUCCUUGCCGCCCCUCAACCUGAGAUCUUGUUGGGAGACUUAAUGGCAGCAGGCAGCCAUCACUGCCUGGUUGAUGCUGCACUGAGCUGGACUGGGGGAGUCCGGGCAGGGGACUCUUGGGGCUUGGGACCAUGCUGAGCUUUUUGGCACCACCCACAGAGAACGUGGGGUCCAGGUUCUUUCUGCGCCUUCCCAGCACAUGCAGAAUGACUCCAGUGGUUCCAUCGUCCCCUCCUGCCCUGUGUACCUGCUUGCCUUUCUCAGCUGCCCCGCCUCCCCUGGGCUGGCCCACUCACCCACAGUGGAGAUGUCCGGGAUCUGCACUUCGCCCCUUUCACCUACCUGUACGCCUAACCUGGCCUUAGACUGAGCUUUAUUUAAGAAUAAAAUCGUGGUGGUGGUC